AUGUAUGGAGAUACUAAUAAAAGCACACCUAUUUAUAUAAUUAUUCAAUUGUGCCAUCAAGGAAUAGAAAAGAAUAAACUAAUAGAAAAUGUUAUCGCAUUUACUGUUAUCAAUAUAAAAGAAAUCAACAGUUCUACACUUAAAACAUUAAACUGGUAUAACAUUGUGGAUGGUUCAGAAAAAAUUGGAAAAAUUUAUAUGGCAGCCGAAAUCACACAAAUUAUGUCUAAUGAAUUAACAGUAACUGAUAACGAUUUGAACGUUCCCUUGUUGAAACACGGCAACGUGCAUUUGUAUCCUAUACCAGUUGGUAAUGACAAACAAAGAACGGUUCAAGAAUUAUUAUUUUCUAAUUCAGCAUCUCAAAUAUGGCCAGGAUUAAAACCGAAUAAGAAAUGCAAAGUAGUCGUGCGUGUUUAUAUAUUGAGAGCAUAUAACUUACAUCCCUGUGAUUUAAGUGGAUUAUCAGAUCCAUAUGUAGAGAUUGUUUUAGGGAAAUCCCUUCGAAUUACAGAUAACAAAAAUUAUGUUCCUAAAACAUUAAAUCCCGUGUUUGGAAGGUGUUAUGAAAGAGAAAUAUCAUUUCCAAAAUGUUCUAUAUUAAAAGUUAGAAUUAUGGAUUAUGAUAGAAUUGGAAAAGAUGAAUUAAUCGGUGAAACGACAAUUGAUAUUGAAUCAAGAUAUUUUAGCAAACACCGAGCUCACUGUGGACUACCAAAACAAUAUAACAAGGAUGGAUAUAAUCGUUGGAGAGAUAGUGAAAAACCUUCAAGAAUUUUACAUAAACUAUGUUCGUUAUAUUCAUUGAAAUAUCCAAUAUAUACGACGGAUGGUGUUACAAUUGGUCCUAAAACAUUUCAUGUUCGCAGUGAAAAUACUAAAACCGAUAGACAAUCGUUAGCUUUGUAUGUACUAAACCAUUGGCAAGAGAUGCCAGUUAUUGGUUAUCAUUUAGUACCCGAAUAUGUAGAAACUAGAACAUUAUAUAAUCCAGACAUGCCUAAUUUACACCAAGGCAAAUUAGAAAUGUGGAUUGACAUGUUUUCUAAGGAUAGUAAUAUUCCUGAAAUGGUAGAUAUUAAACCACCAAUUGUUGAACUUUAUGAACUUCGUGUAGUUAUUUGGUCCGUCACUGAAGUAAAACUCGUUGAUAACAACUUUUUUACAAAACAAAAACAUACUGAUAUUUAUAUCAAAGGGUGGUUACCUGGUGUCGAAAAACAGUCAACAGACGUUCAUUACCGAUCAUUGAACGGCGAAGGAUUGUUCAAUUGGCGAUUAAAAUUCUCCUUCCCUUACAAUAAAAUGGAAAAUAUUAUUAUCUACAGAAAAAAAAAUGUUUUCGGUUUGCACUAUGAAGAACAACAAUUUAGUCCAAAGUUAAAUCUUGAAAUUUGGGACAACGAUCAGUUAUCGCCAGAUUCCUACAUAGGUUCUUUGACUUUGAACUUGAGGAAUAUGACUCGUGGUGCGAAAUCAUCGUGGAUGCAUAACUCAUCUAGAAUGCCCCGAAUAAACUUGUUCAAAGUAAAAAAAACAAGUGGCUGGUGGCCGUUCAUUUCCACGGAAAACAAUAAAAAUACUAUUGUAGGUAAAGUAAAUGCCGAUAUUCAAAUAAUGACCAAAGAAGAAGCUGAUAAAUUACCAGCUGGAUUUGGAAGAGAUGGGCCCCAACCUUUAACGGUACCAAAGAGGCCAUCAACUCAUUAUCUAAAUACAGUUAUGGAUCCGUUUAAGUAUAUAUUCCGAAGUUUAUUCGUAGCUAACAAAACAAAGUUUUUAAUUAUUUUAUUAGUUUUUUUUGUGUUAUUGUUUUUUCUUAUGUUGAUUUAUGCGAUUCCAGGAAACAUAAUAAGAAUAAUAUUUGACAAGUUCUUUAAAAAAUAA
Rhopalosiphum maidis (corn leaf aphid) is the source of this 1887-nucleotide messenger RNA. RefSeq names its product fer-1-like protein 6. The transcript is spliced from 10 exons. The record is from RefSeq and is a predicted model, not a curated record. The coding region runs from base 1 to 1887 and encodes 628 amino acids. NCBI's taxonomy places the organism in Eukaryota, Metazoa, Arthropoda, Insecta, Hemiptera, Aphididae. Gene Ontology annotation, biological process: plasma membrane organization.